Molecule: messenger RNA, 3306 nt
Organism: Chiloscyllium plagiosum (whitespotted bambooshark)
Lineage: Eukaryota; Metazoa; Chordata; Chondrichthyes; Orectolobiformes; Hemiscylliidae
Source: RefSeq, a predicted model, not a curated record
ACACAGAGGGUUCAUGAGCUCACACGUUCAAUUCUACAGUCAGAUCUUAUGUAAUGCGAUAAUUGUGCAACCCCGCAUUAUAGAAAAUCUGUGCUUUAGAAACAGCACUUAAAGUGUAGGCAAUGUAAUCGCGUUACAGCCAACACAGGUUUUUAAAGUUCAUGUUUUGGAAACAGCGUCAGUGGAUUUGUGUUAUCGAAACCCACAUUAUAACAGAAUGUACUUGAGUCUCUGCACUUUACAUGUCAAACAAUAAAAGAGGACAGGGAUUAAUUCCACACACGGGGUGAAGCAAACUAAGAAUCAGAAGGGCCCAGCAGUAGCUGAGUGCUCUAUGCAUUGCUUAGUGAGCCAAAAGGACAAGAGAAGUCUGAGGCUUAUCUGUGAUCUUCAUUGAUCUUCAUUCAACUUAACUCAAGGGAGUAAUUGGAGUUGAAGAGUUGACUUUAGUAGUAGGGGCUAGCCUAAGAAUGGGGUUUGGGGGAACUGUGCCAUUUAUGCCAUUUAUUUAUUUAAAAAUACUUUUAUGAAUUAACUCCAUUGCCCUUGAAUGUUUACAUGUGUGAACAUAAUAUGUGGAGAGAACAGGCUCACCCAUGACAAUAUCCUAUGGUCACAUGAUACUGUGCUGAUACUGUCUGCCUUUGCUAUGUUUCAAGGUGGAUUUUAUUUUGCAUCAACAUUUGGAAUCAUGUUAUUUUCAUAAGCACAACACAGCAAACAACACAAGUUACUGAUUAAUCUGCUUCAUUUCUGUUUUAGGCUCUGCUUUCCAACUCAUCUAAUUAUUUUGUCUUUGCUUCAUCUUCCCUCUGACUUUAUUGCCAGUUACUUUCAACCUGUCAGCCUUUUCAUUACUGCAAGUCCAAAUGCUUUCUCCCAUUACACAUAUUCUUUAAUUUUCUGCACUCUCCUAACACUGUGGGUGGUAUUUAAUGCAGCCCACAGAGAUUUUGUCCAUUGGUUGAAGAGCAAGCAAGCUCCGCACAUUGUCUUCUUUCAGGAAGGCUGAACAGAUUUUUAAGUAGAUAGAGACAGGCCUCCCCUGGAACCAAGGACCCCAGGAAUCAAAAUCCCACCCUGUGAGAGCUACUGGCCUACCAGAGAUUAGCAGCUGUGCAACUGCACCAGCAGGAAUGGUAGAAGCUGCCAGAGGUGUACCAUCAGAGGCCAAGGAUCAUCAAAAGAACUCAGAGCAAAGGGGAGUGAAAGCCAAACAUUGCAGCACUUGUAACAAGUGCAUUUCAGAUUUUGAUCAUCAUUGCAAGUGGCUGAACAACUGUGUAGGAGGGCGAAACUACUGGUUUUUCUUCCAUACUGUGGUGUCAGCUGUUCUCGGUAUCCUGAUGAUUGUACUCGUCACCCUUUAUGUUUUCAUCCAGCAGUUUGUAAAUCCAGAAGAACUUCGCACAGCCCCUCAGUUUGAAAAUGUUCGAGGAAACAACACAUGGUUGGUAUUUCUGCCCAUUGCUCCCGUGGAGACAACACAAACUGGAAUCUCAGUCAUAGCAGGAAUCACCAUUAUCCUUGGGCUCGCUUCACUGAUGUUACUUGGUCAUCUGUUGGGCUUUCACAUUUAUCUAUUGUUCAACAAGUUAAGUACGUAUGAAUAUGUUGUGCGGGAGCGUCACAAGCAGGAUGUCCGAGGCCAAGGAAGUGAUGUCGAGUCUGCCCAGAAUGCAUCUGCUAGGAUGACUGCUCUUCAGGGUCUGCCUGUAGCAAAGUCACAGGGAGAAGCAGAACUUGCUGCAUCCUCCAGAUCAAGUGCUUUAAAAUAUCAAGACCAAGGUCCAGUUGCCAACAGACUAUCCAACAGUAUCUGUCUGGAGACUUCAAGUGUUUCUACAGCUACAAGCUCCUCACACACUGGGCAGGUUCUGAUUAAAAGGCCUAAAAGUGGGGUCAAAGGGGACGGUCAUAUUGAUGAGACUAAAUUCACUUCGGAGAGAACAUCUACUGUUAGCUCUAUUCCUGAACCACUGGACAACUCUGAUGUAACGCUACAGACUGAUCAUAAGGGCACUCAAGGGUCUCACCGACGAAGCCUGGAGUCCAUAGAAGAGAUCCCAAUUGUACAAAACCCUCUUGGUAGUGCUGCUAUGGACAAUGGACACAGGGACAAUAAUGGCAAUACAGGGAAGUGCUUAGAUGCAUCCAAUCAUAAUGUGCUUCUGGAUAACACUCCAGGCUUGCUGGUGAAUCCAAGGGACUCUGUGCAGUUGUCUGUGAGAAGUGUUGGCCAGCAACCGACAAGGACUUCUUUGGUCAGACAGGAUAGAGAUACAGCUCAUCAGAGGCACGGCCAAUUAACACAGCAGUCCAGUGAUGUUGGGCAGAAUACUGUGUCAGGGUGAAUUGAAGACUUUCACUGAACGCAACUAAAACUUUGAGAGAGAAAAAUAGAUCUAAAGCAUAGAUUUUACUGUCGUCUUCUUGUGAUUGGCCUGCAGUCAACAGCAUCAUCAACAGGCUGAGUGCUGGACAAGUGCAGAAUUCCAAGGAGUGGAGUUAUUUCUCAAAAUUGCUCUGUAUCCUAGUGGUGGCAUGAUGGGCUUCAUCUAACGACAAUGGUGAAAAGCGUGACUUACAGAAGAAAACAAUCUGGCUAAUUUAAACAGUUCAGACCCCAAAUGUCCUCAAUUGACACAAGUCAAGUCUGACAGUAGUUAGACUUUAGUAGAUCCCAUCCAGUAGUGACCCAUAAACUCUCCCAACUCCAAACUGGAGAUCCUGUGCCAAAUUCUGAGGAGUGAGUCAAUUAUACAGCUGGGUGAUCUAUGCCACUGAAAGGGCAUUUUAGUCCUGCCUACCCCAAUCCAUUUGUUCACAAUAAAAUGCCCCGCAGCUAUUCCACCAGAAGCCAUUUCUGAUUCUGAAAAAUGGUGAUAGGAAUAUCUUUCACUCCAAGCGAAAUACACACAAAUUGAAAGAAAGGCAAGUGACCUGUUCUGGUAUUGAUGAUCUUUCCCUUAGGACAUCUAUUUGACCUUAUCAGCCACCUGGUGUCAGAUCCACUUCGGCCAAUUGAUGGAAUAAUUUCUUGAAGAAAUCUGAGAACAUAUUGUGUGCAAACUUCUCCUCUCCCAACCCCUCCCCACCACUACCACCACCAAUUGAGUACUGUUGCCCUUGCAACCCCAAGUAUUACAGGCCUCAAUUCCAAUCAGAUUUGUAGGUCUACACUGUUUCUGUAUUUCUCUUAAUGAUUGUUAAAAUUGUGAUUAGCAACUGAAAGUUAGAUGUGAAGUUGAGCAACAGAAAUGAUUACCUACUUUUUAAAAUAAAACUCAAUUUAUAUCACUUAAA